Messenger RNA from Colletotrichum siamense, 2775 nucleotides. It is a transcript of the gene Pm20d2-3, whose product is annotated as Peptidase M20 domain-containing protein 2. The transcript has 10 exons. Lineage: Eukaryota; Fungi; Ascomycota; Sordariomycetes; Glomerellales; Glomerellaceae. Gene Ontology annotation, molecular function: transmembrane transporter activity; dipeptidase activity. The record is from RefSeq and is a predicted model, not a curated record. Gene Ontology annotation, biological process: transmembrane transport. The coding region runs from base 1 to 2775 and encodes 924 amino acids.
AUGGCAGACGCGAUUCAAGAGCAGAAGUACGAGGCCGAGCACGCUGAGAAGCGUCGCGCUCUCCAGCCUGACGAGCUGCCGCUCCCGCAAGAGUUGGAACACCUUGGUGGCGACGAGCUGAGGCUACUGGAUAUGAGCUUGACGCGGCGGCUGGACUUGACCCUCAUGCCCACCGUCUUCAUUCUGUUCCUGUUGAAUAUUCUGGACAGAAAUAACAUCGCCAGUGCCAAGAUCGCAGGAAUCACAGAUACCCUGAAUAUGACCAACAACGAGUACAAUACUUGCCUUCUCAUGUUCUACGUUGGAUACUGCAUUACCCAAGUUCCCUCAAACCUCAUCAUUGGAAAGGUCCGGCCAUCACUUUACAUCUGUCUCAUCACGUCGCUUUGGGGCAUUCUGUCUAUGAGCCAAGGAUUCGUGAAGAAUUUCUCGGAGCUCGCUGCCGUUCGUUUCAUUCUGGGACUGGUAGAGGCGCCCUUCCUUCCGGCUGUGUUCGUCCUGAUGUCGUGCUGGUACACUCGUAAAGAGCUGCCGCCGAGGAUUGCGAUUCUGUAUGGUGGCAACAUGGUCGCGACUGCUUUCUCUGGACUCAUUGCGGCUGGGAUUAUCUCGAGAAUGGAAUGCAAAGCAGGAAAGCCCGCAUGGGAAUGGCUGUUCAUCAUUGAGGGCGCCAUGACAGUGGUCAUUGCGCUGUUGCUUCUCCCUCUCCUCACAGAUUACCCCCUGCAGAGCAAACAUCUCUUCAUCUCUCACGACCAGCAGUUGUACGCCGAGUGGAGAAUUCGCAAGGAGAACGCAGGUAUCAUUGAUGAGGACCCAGAGUCCAUCUUCUGGGGUCUCAAGCAAGCACUUAUCGACCCCAAGCUUCAUUCAACAACUUCUUUCCUUAUCGUCGGAACCCUUGGCUAUGGUCGCACAACAACGCUUCUUCUCACUUCGCCGCCUUACUUCUUCGCCUUCAUCGUGUCUCUCUGCGUUUCUUUCCACGCUGCGCACAAGGAUGAGCGUGGAUACCAUAUCGCGAUCCCGAUGGUAUUUGCCCUCCUCGGCAACAUCUUGGCAAUGUUCGUCGACUCACUGGGUGGACGCUACUUCUCCAUGUUUCUCAUGACUGCUGGCUCAUAUGCACCCUACAACCUCUGCGUUAGCUGGCUAUCAGCGUCUCUCCCUCGUCCGCGGGCCAAGCGUGCUGCUGCACUUGCUAUCGUAAACUUCAUGGCUGCCGGUGUUGCACACUUCUACACCAGCUACAUGUUUCCCGAUAGCCAGAAGCCUCGAUACUACGCUGGCGGCGGAGUCAUGUCUGGUGCUUGCUUGGUUUGUGCAGGCACGGCGUUGUUUAUCAAGUACUAUUUGAAGAAGCAGAAUGCCAAGUUCGAGGAGGAAGAAAGGGCCGGCAAUGACGUCAUCGUCAAGUCAGACAGCAUGGGUAUCAGAGGUCUUUCAAGCAAGCUCAUCUUGGCUCUUGGCGCGAGCUCGGCAGCAGCAUCUUCUGUCCUGCCCCGCCAGUCCAACAGCUCGAGCCCCGACAUCAGCCCGUACUUUCAGUCCAUCUCCGACUAUGUCGACUCCAUUGUCGAUGAGUUGUGGCCGAUCAACCAGGAGAUCCACGACAAUCCGGAGCUUGGAUAUGAGGAGGUGGAAGCGCAUAAACUCCUGACCGAUUUCAUGGAGGCUCAUGAGGGAUGGAACGUGACCAGGUCCAUCUACAACAUCAGCACUGCCUUCGUAGCUGUCUUCGAGGGAAGCGGAGAUGGUCCUAUCGUGUCUUUCAAUGCCGAAUAUGAUGCUCUUCCUGGUCUCGGCCAUGCGUGCGGCCAUAACCUGAUCGCGACUGCAUCCGUCGGUGGUGCGCUUGCCACCGCUGAGAUCAUGCGUGCUGAGAGCCUCCCUGGAAAGGUCAUUCUGUUCGGAACGCCCGCUGAAGAGAGUCUCGGCGGCAAGGUCAAGCUUCACGAAGCCGGUGCCUUCGCUGAUCACAAUAUCGACAUUUCCCUCAUUACUCAUCCAACCAACGGCGGCGAUUCCCCUUACAUGAUCACCACUUCCACGGACCGUUUCGAAGUUGAGUACUACGGCAAGGAGGCUCAUGCCGCUGCCUCCCCUUGGGAGGGUAUCAACGCUCAAGACGCCCUCAUCGUUGCGAACAACGCCAUUGCUCUACUCCGUCAGCAGACGCGGUCCACCGACAAGAUCCACGGCAUCAUCAGCUCUGCCGGCUCUCGCAUCAAUGUCAUUCCCGCCCUUGCUGAAGCCUCCUUCCAGAUCCGCUCCGCAGACAACGUUGCUCUGGAGGAGUGGACCGAUCGCGUGAUGAAGUGCUUCGAGGCCGGCGCUCUGGCAACUGGCGCCGAGCUGAAUCUGACCAUGAGGCCGUACGGCUACGACAACAUGGUCAGCAACGACCUCUUGGCGAGCUCGUAUUCCAAGUACUUCACUGAGCUUGGCGGCGAGGUCCCUGACGCCGAAGUCGACAAGCUGCGUGAGCCCAGUGGAAGCACUGACCAGGGAAACCUGAGCCAUGACUUCCCUAGUAUCAGCCCGUUCUUCGGCAUCACCAACGAGAACGGAAGUGUACCUGAUGGCGGUCCCCACACUGCGGCUUUUGAGGUUGCUGCUGGUAGCAGAGCGGCGUUUGACAAGGCCAUCAUGGUUGCCAAGGGUAUUGCUGGUGUUGCUGUUGAUGUGCUGACUGUUGACGGUCUUUUGGACCAAAUUAAGGAGGAGUUUGAAGCUACGCAGGAGAAGCGCAGAAGACGUCGCGCUAUUUUCUAG